Pyrgilauda ruficollis (rufous-necked snowfinch) is the source of this 550-nucleotide messenger RNA. RefSeq names its product transcription factor 4-like. Gene Ontology annotation, molecular function: DNA-binding transcription factor activity, RNA polymerase II-specific; RNA polymerase II cis-regulatory region sequence-specific DNA binding. The transcript is spliced from 8 exons. NCBI's taxonomy places the organism in Eukaryota, Metazoa, Chordata, Aves, Passeriformes, Passeridae. Gene Ontology annotation, biological process: regulation of transcription by RNA polymerase II. Gene Ontology annotation, cellular component: transcription regulator complex. The record is from RefSeq and is a predicted model, not a curated record. The annotation marks the transcript as partial.
GACGUCGCUACGUUGAUGACCAAGAUGUUUUCACCUCCUGUGAGCAGCGGGAAAAAUGGACCAACUUCCUUGGCAAGUGGACAUUUUACUGGCUCAAAUGUAGAAGACAGAACUAGCUCAGGGUCCUGGGGGAAUGCAGGACAUCCGAGUCCAUCCCGGAACUAUGGAGAUGGGACUCACUAUGACCACAUGGCGAGCAGAGACCUCGGCUCACAUGACAAUCUCUCUCCUCCCUUUGUCAAUUCCAGAAUACAAAGUAAAACAGAACGAGGCUCGUACUCAUCAUAUGGCCGAGAUUCCAACCUCCAGGGCUGCCACCAGCUUUUUCCAGAGGAAAAAGUCGGGAUGAGGAAGCCAAAGCUCCGUGGGCAGAGCCUGCUGGGAGGGGACAUGGAGCUGGCCACGCCCGGGGCGCUGUCCCCCAGCAAGCCGGGCUCCCAGUUCUACCAGUACGGGGGCAGCGCGCGCCGGAGACCCCUGCACGGCUCCUCCAUGGAAGUUCAGACAAAGAAAGUUCGGAAGGUGCCUCCGGGUUUGCCGUCCUCCGUAA